This is a messenger RNA of Ceratotherium simum simum (southern white rhinoceros), 6289 nucleotides long. It is a transcript of the gene EXPH5, whose product is annotated as exophilin 5. Gene Ontology annotation, molecular function: small GTPase binding. The record is from RefSeq and is a predicted model, not a curated record. Gene Ontology annotation, cellular component: endosome. NCBI's taxonomy places the organism in Eukaryota, Metazoa, Chordata, Mammalia, Perissodactyla, Rhinocerotidae. Gene Ontology annotation, biological process: intracellular protein transport; multivesicular body sorting pathway; positive regulation of exocytosis.
GUUGGGAGAAAUAUGUCAUUAAGGUGUUGUCAAAAUGAGCCGUGUAGUUGUGGGCUGUUCCCUAAGUUUGUGGUUUUAGAUUUUCAAAGGGGCGGAUUUCUUAUUGGCUAUGGGAUCAAGUUCCUGAAACUGGUCUUCUAUAGCUUGAAAAAUGUCAUCGUAACAGGAGGCGCCAAGGAACUUAAGUGUAACUCACACGCAAAGAAAAUGACGAAAGUUCCUCAGGGGUUUGAUUUCAGUUUCUUAAAUGACGAAGAAGCCAGGAAGAUCCUUCAGGUGCUGGAAAGAAAUGAGCAACUACAAAGGGCAGAGAAGGACAGGAUCAGCAAACUCCAGAAGACAAAGAGGGAUAUCAGAUGGCUUCAGGGAGUGACUGGUGAAUGGUUUGAAGAAAUUCAAAGAAAAAAGUUUUGCAAUGAAACAAAUGUUAGCCAAAUGUUAAAACAACCACUUACAUCCAGGCUAAGGAAGGGGAUGGCUGAAAACGAUCCUAUGGAAUCACAAACAUCAAGAUCUAAAAAUAUACCUAAUCAAAGAAGCCCAACCUCCAUUUCUUCUCGGCUGAGCUUCAAAUCAUCAUUUGCUUCCCUGUUCUCAUUCAGAAAAUCCAGAAAGGAGACUUUAAAUCUUCAAUCGUUGGAACAGAAAGGAUGUGACAGCCACGCAGGACCUCCUGUGUCUGUGAGGGGAACAGCUUCGCAGGCAAAAAUAUACAAUUCACCUCUGGAAAAUCAACCAGUUGACAGUGCAUUUGUCCCCAAGCCAGCAAGCAUGAGGGAGGGAAGUGGCAUGUCUCCAUGGGAUGCUUCACUGCUGGAGAAUGAGUUUUUCCAAGUUUUAGAUGAUUUGGAUAGCAAACUGGCUCAGGAACAAUUUCCAAGCUCGGUGAAUACCAGACCAUCUCUCAACUACGGAUCAAAAACACAAUUCAGUCAUUUUUACUCCAGUGGGAACAGACAUGGUAAUAUCACAGGAAGGCACAACAAUCACUAUAAUGAAACUUCUAACAUGUCUAUCUAUGACAUCCUAAGACCAGGAACCCCUAGGGAAGGCUUUAAAACCUUUUCUCCUAGAACAAGGACAAUUUAUGAUAUGUACAGGGCAAGGGAGCCCAGAGUCUUAAAAGAAGAUUAUAUGCAAAAGAAUACUUUUGGUAGUACUUCUCUGUGUUUCGACAGCAGGCAACGAUCGGCCUCCUCAGCUACAGGGUAUUUCACAGUAAGAAGCUUACAUUUUCCAGCCACAACUCAAAACAAGAGUGGGUUUAUACCACCAAGCCACCAGCAGAGCCCAAAGAGAACUCCUUUAUCAUCCAUCAUAUGGAAUAGAUCAGAUUCUUCUAGAGAUAGGCAGAACCAGGAAGAGUUCCUAAGGGCACCAUCACCAAUGGAAAUUGACCCUGCUGACCAGUAUAUGUAUCCCAGGUGUUUUCAAGAGAAUAAGAGAUAUGAAUUUUACCGUUCACAGAGUGUUUACCAAAGUGUUAAUUUACACGCCCCCAUGGAUAAUGCAAUGGGUCCUGACCCCUUUGAGAACUCAGAGAAUAUGCCAUUCUACCAUCAAGACAACCCAUUUGCUAGGUCUUUCUUUGGCAAUACCUUUGGUCGAAGCAGGGAACAGAGAUAUGGACAAAGUCCUUUUUGGGGCCAACAGGAAGAACAUUCUUCCUGGUCUGAGUUUCAUCAAAGCAGGAAAACAUUCACUUCUUCUGAACGAGACUUUGAAAUGAUUUCCAUUGAAGCAAAUAGUGCAUCAGCUGGCCAUGGCUAUAGUGUUCCUUCUCAACACUGGGGAUCAUUUUCUCCUAGUUACAGAACAAAUAUUUCCAGAGACCAAGAGGAGCCACAUCCCUGGCAGUUUGAUUCUCAAGCAUCCACACUGGAGAGCAUGGAGGUGUCACAAGGUAAUGGGAACCAGUCGACUCAUGUCGGCACAGCAAAUAUCUGCUCCAUGUCUGGUUCAAGCUAUCACGUCAAACCUGGUGGGUUAGAAUGUCAACAGGACAGUUCUUCUAUAGAAGUACAUGUAAACAAAGAACCUUACUCAUUUGGAAUUGCUCAGACUGCAGCAUCCUCAUUCAAAACUUCCUUCCCCCAGAUUCCUGAUGACAGAGGCAAUUCUCAGAGCCCCAACUUUCAGAAUCCCACAGUCACUUUGCAGAAAAUUAAGCCUGCCUCUCUUCCAAUAAGAAGCUAUACACAUGUCACUGUGACCAACAGCGAUUCAGUUGAUUCUCCACCUCUUACUGAAAUCCAACCCAAUAUCUUGGUCUCAGAAGUGAAUAAUGAGAAAGACUUGAAUGAAUCUGUUUUGGAAAAAGACAAACAACUAAACAGGAUGGACCAGACAAACAUGACAGGUGAAAUACCCCAACCUGUUUCACAGACAGUAAUCUCUAACCCUUUACCUGCUUUUCAAAAUCCCCUCUCCCAGGACUCAGCCAAGAGCAACAGACUUGUUUUUAAUGCAUCUACUCCAGUAAGUUCAAAAAGGUCACCUGGAGUCAUUUCCAGGAAAGAUGUCUCCAAAAUUAAUAUAUCACACAGAGAUAAAGUCAAUGAACUAAAAAAAGAUAAGAGUUAUACCAGGAACAGAAAACUUGGCUCAGCAACUUCCCUUCCUUUCAUUCAGGAAAGCAGAACAACAUCAUCUUUUCCCAGCCCAAAUCAAGGUUGUCACCAGGAAGCAACAGUAAGUAAUGAAGAUAAUUCAAGCAUCAUUAAAAAUAACCACUGCAGCUCUGAACCUCCAGAAAAGUCUGCUAUUUUAGAUAUCAAGGAAGAAGAGUGUACCACAACUCAUUCUACCAACCGUGGCAAGUCAGCUGCCAGCCACAAUAUUCCAGGUGAUUCUUUAGAUCUGUCAUCAGGUACACUACCAGAUUCCUCACCAUCGACUAAUUCUUUCCUUGAUGCUCUGGUGAUCCCUUCAAAAACUACAGUGUUCUCCAGGAAAAGUCCUCCUAGCAGAGAUGCAUCUCUGGGAGAAAGAGAAGAAAAAGACAAGGAUAGCAAGAAGCAAAAUGAUCAGUUUGUCCUAAACCCCUCAGAAAACCAAAAGAGUAGUGAUAGUUGUGUGCCUGUAUGUAAUGAGGUGGUUGAUGUUGUCAAACGCCGUUCACACCCUCCUUUCAGGGAGGGAAAGGGAAAAGGAAAAAUAAGACAACGCAUAUCCUGUAUUGAAAAGUUAAGCAAAAUGGAAAGUAGAACACCCACCAGUGAUAGCAGUAGCCUCAUUGAGGUGAAUCAAAGCAAUUCCAAGGCUCCUGAGCUUCACACAAUUUAUUGUACCUUACCAAGACAAUCAGCCAGUUUUCUCAUCAGUAACAGGAAGUCAGAAAGUAAGAUAAUGGCUUCUUCAUUUAGGAAUGGGCCACUUCCAUUCCAAAUCAAAAAUAAUGUGGAAGAUCCAAUAGGGAAGCACACAUCAGACAAAUUCAGUCCCAGUUCUUCUGAGUCAGAAAGCAAAUGUUCCAAAGUAGUUUCAGACUCAGUCUCAGUAGCCCCUGAAGCCACAGAGAGGAUGACAAAUAUGAAAAACAUUGGAUCUGCUUCUGUUAGAAAAGAAUCACUUCCAUUCCCCAUCAAGAGGGCUGUGUCAUGUCCUUCAGGGGUACCACAUGCCUCAGUUGGAAGAGAUGAAAGAGAAAAAUGCUUGGUCUCAAACAUGGAUGCUUCUGCUAUAAUGUUAAGGCCUUGGGAGAGAAUCAUUAACCCUCUGGAAAGUGACUCAUCUGUUAAGGAUUGUUCUUUAACCAAAAGACACCGCCAACAGGAAUACUUUCAAGAAUGCACUGAAAAGGAUGGUAAAAUUGCUGCCUCCAGGACAGGUAUAUUUUCCCUUUCAAAUGAAGACCCUUUACCUUUUUCUUCAGACAUGUCAGGAAAAGAAAGCGGGAAAACAUUACAUAAAUUUAAGACUACGAGUAUGUUUUCUGUUUCUGGUGAUGAAGAUAAUGUAAAAUGUCUUGAGGUGGUUUCAAUAUAUUACACUCUACCAAGGAAACACAGCAAACAAUUCUGUAACCUCCUUCAAAAGUAUACACAAAAUAUUGAUUCCCUUACGGAAUUAGCUAAAGUGGAGACUGAAACAUUUCCUAAUGCUUUAGAAAAAGACAAACUAAAUUAUUCUACACAAGAGCAAUCAGGAACACCUUCUUCAGAAGAUCUAACGCUGCCAGUCAACUCUGCUCAGGAGAACAGCCAUUGUCUUUCUAACACAUCUGAAAAUAUGACUGUUUUACAAUUAGCAAGUAUUGGGCCCUCAGAACCUACAUUACAGGAAAUGGCUUCUAUUGAGGCAGAUGUUUCUCUUCAUAAUGGAGAAUCUAAAACUAGAGAGAUUUCCCCAGAUAACUUAGCUAACCCACCACUUCUAGGUGAUUCACAAAGCAGGAGAGUGAGAGGGAAAAAAUUGCAAAAUGAAACCCUGCAUACUUCAUCAAUUCUUCAGGGAAAAAAAGUUGCGGAAAAGGAAUCUGAAAAUUGUCAGCAAUCCAUUAAAUCAGGUAACAGUGGUCCUUUUUAUCUUCCAGCCCAUUCAGAAAAUGUUGAAAAUUCCCAAACUGGGAGAAGUUCUGGGGAGCAUGUAGGUGGUGGUAUAGCUAUUACAGCCAUGGGAUGUGGAAAGUGUCUUCAGAAAGAUAUCAGUGAUAGUGCCAAUGGAUUGCAGCUCGGGGAGGUCAGAGGGGAAAUUGGAACAGAUUUCCAAAAAAUGACUGAUAAAGCACUUUCUGACUCAGAAAGCCAAGUCUUUGCUCUUACUCCAGCUUUGCAUAAACUCCAGCUUGAUGAGGAGACUCAUUCAGGUGAAUCAAAUUUAGAGAGUUUGCGGUCUGAACCCAGGGAACUACUUCAAAGAAGUCAGGAGGUAAAUAUGACAGAGAACAGGAAGGCUAAGGAUGAAAUGCAGAAGUUGGCAUGGGAUCAGCCUUUACUUCCUAGAGGAAGUAAUAAAAAUAAAACCAGCUUGGAUGACCUAGAAAAAGGGAAAAAUAGAUCUUCAGUUAAACACAGAUUGGCAGCCAUGUCCAAAGCAAGCAGAAAAUUUCCAGCUAAAGAUCUAAGCCCCAGAAGACAUGUAGCUACUAUUUUCCCCAAAAGUGGCAACAGUUCUGACUUUGGUGGUUUAUCUCUUGGCACACCAGAGUGCAACCCACUGUUCCCUGAGCCUACUCCAAAGUCCACAGACUCCACAGAUGAAAGCAGGUUUAGUAAUGAUGGAAUGGAUGUGGAGAAAUCUGAGAACCCUCUCCAGGUUACUGUAAUAUCCAACACAGAAGCUUCUACACACUUAAGCAUUCAGAAGUCAAACAGCAUGUCACAGCCACAUCAGAAUGAGUUUGAAAAUAUCUCAGAAUCACCAGCAAAGUAUGAGAAUUCUAAAGAUGUAACUGUAGCUCAGAUUUUGGAAAGUGAGUCGGAAGCCCUGGCCCAGCCCACCAUCACCAGCCUCAGGGAAGCAGACUUCUCUGACCACCCUUUUCCAUUCGAGACUGCAGAGAAAUCAAUAAACAUUGGGGUGGCCAGCUGUCAGCAACAACAAAGGAGUGCUUCCUCUCUCGAGUGGGAACCUGAGCCACAUCCCUAUCGUUCAAAGAGUUUAAAAAGCAUCAAUAUGCACAGUGAUCUGCUACGAAAAAGUCAUCCUCCGAAACUCAGGGAACGCCAUUUUUCUGAAAGCACCUCUAUUGACAAUGCCCUGAGUCAACUGAGCCUUGGGAAUGAAGUCUCUAACACCAGUGGGUACAGUCGAAGAUUCAAAUCUUUUUCUGAACUUCCUUCCUGUGAUGAAAAUGAAAAUUGGGCUUUGUGUAGCAGCAGGACAAAAAUGGGUCCCAAGUCUGCAACAUCUAUAUCCAGACCUAUUGACUAUGGAAUUUUUGGGAAAGAACAGCAGUUGGCUUUCUUGGAGAAUGUAAAGAGGUCACUCACACAAGGAAGAUUAUGGAAACCAAGUUUUCUUAAGAACCCUGGCUUCCUGAAAGAUGAUGUAAUUAACUGUUCUAACCCAUCGAAGUCAUCAAGCUCAGAUUCUCCUAGCAAUCAGAUGCCAGAAGAUGGCUUAUCUCCAAGUGCACCACUUAAUAUCUAUGAAGAGGAUCCAGUGGACUCAGACUGUGACACAGACACAACCACAGAUGAUGAAUACUACCUGGAUGAAAAUGACAAAGAGUCUGAACUGUGAGGCAUUUUCAAUAAAAUGCCUAACCUUUUCACCAAAAGCUUGUAAUGGAAAUAAAGUAUAAAUGUGUAUGUCCAUAGGAAGGACAGAUAUAAAAAGAUCUAGU